AGGUGAAAGAGGAGCCUUCCGCUAAGAGGGAGCAUCAGAAAAAUUCAUAAUUUAAAGUUUUCAGAGACAGAGAAAAGGAGAACUCGGUGUACUCCUUGCUAUCUCCUGUUGUCCUUUGGACAUGUCACCAGCAAAGAGUGCCAUUUAAAGUUUUGGCAACUGAAACUAUAAGUCACAAGGCAUUAGAGGCAGAUAUAUACAGUGCAAUCCCAACAGAAAAAGUGGAUGGAACAUGUUGUUAUGUUACUACCUACAAAGCACCUGCCGCACGCUUUCCUGGGCCAGGGAUCGAACCAGUGUGCCACAGCCGCAACCCGAGCUGCUGCAGUGACACCGCCAGGUCCGCAGAACCCGCUGCUCCACAAGCACUCCAUCACCCCCAUGAUCCUUCAAGCCGACUUCGGUCUUAGGACGUCAGGUCAGCCAUACCUUUGGGCUCGGCUAGAUAGAAAACCUAACAAACUAGCUGAGAAAAGAUUUAAAAAUUUUCUACAUUCAAAACAAAACUCAAAAGAGUUUUUUUGGAAUGUUGAGGAGGACUUCAAACCUGUUCCAGAGUGCUGGAUACCAGCAAAGGAUACAGAGCAAUUAAAUGGAAGUCCGAUGCCUGAUGAAAAUGGCCACAUUCCUGGUUGGGUCCCAGUGGAGAAAAACAACAAACAGUAUUGCUGGCAUUCCUCUGUAGUUAAUUAUGAAUUUGAAAUCGCCCUGGUGCUGAAGCAUCAUUCUGAUGAUCCUGGUCUUUUGGAAAUUAGUGCAGUGCCACUCUCAGAUCUCUUAGAACAAACGCUGGAGCUUAUAGGAACCAAUAUUAAUGGAAACCCAUAUGGGUUAGGAAGCAAGAAGCAUCCAUUACAUCUUCUUAUACCACAUGGAGCGUUUCAGAUAAGAAAUCUGCCUACCUUGAAGCACAAUGAUCUAUUGUCCUGGUUUGAAGGUUGCAGAGAGGGUAAAAUUGAAGGAAUAGUAUGGCAUUGCAAUGAUGGCUGUUUAAUCAAGGUCCAUCGCCAUCACCUGGGUUUAUGCUGGCCAAUCCCAGAUGCUUACCUGAAUUCAAAACCAGUUACUGUCAAUAUGAAUCUGAACAAAUAUGAGUAUGCCUUUGAUGCUAAGUGCUUAUUUAAUUAUUUUUCAAAAAUAGAUAAUCAGAAAUUUAGUAGGCUUAAAGAUAUAGUAUUCAGUGUAUAAACCGGAAAUGCAAUUAAAAACCUCUUCAUUGUUGUUA
Phacochoerus africanus (Common warthog) is the source of this 1225-nucleotide messenger RNA. It is a transcript of the gene RLIG1, whose product is annotated as chromosome 7 C12orf29 homolog. Gene Ontology annotation, molecular function: RNA ligase (ATP) activity. Gene Ontology annotation, biological process: response to reactive oxygen species. NCBI's taxonomy places the organism in Eukaryota, Metazoa, Chordata, Mammalia, Artiodactyla, Suidae. Bases 226 to 1188 code for a protein of 320 amino acids. The record is from RefSeq and is a predicted model, not a curated record. The transcript has 9 exons.